Molecule: messenger RNA, 802 nt
Organism: Callorhinchus milii (elephant shark)
Lineage: Eukaryota; Metazoa; Chordata; Chondrichthyes; Chimaeriformes; Callorhinchidae
Product: nuclear receptor subfamily 0 group B member 2-like
Exons: 2
Coding region: 35-802 (255 amino acids)
Biological process (GO): negative regulation of transcription by RNA polymerase II
Cellular component (GO): nucleus; cytoplasm
Molecular function (GO): transcription corepressor activity; transcription factor binding
Source: RefSeq, a predicted model, not a curated record
UCUAGUUGGCUGGGGUGCUGCUGUUUUUGCAGUCAUGGCGUUUAGUUCUCAUUCUACUCGUCAAAGAAAAUGUCAUUGUGAAAAGGAUAAGAUUAAUCAAGGCAGCAUCCUUUACCAUAUCCUGAACCACGAGAGACAUCUACCCAGCUGCAGUUGUUCAUGUGAAUCGAAGGAGAAGGUAAUGCUGGAAUCACCUUAUGUAACCUGUAAAGCUGCUUCUGAAGUUCUCCUUAAAACUGUGAACUUCAUUAAAAAUUUGCCAUCUUUUCAUGGGUUGCUACAGCAGGAUCAAUUUCUGUUGCUAGAGAACUGCUGGGCUCCUCUCUUUGUGCUGGGCUUAGCUCAGGAAGGGGUGGAUUUUGAAGUGACUGAGCCAAAGACAAGCAUCUUAAAAGAGAUUUUGAUGAACCAAAAAAGUAGAAACUACCACGAGAAAAUGUGCAGCCAGUUAUCCGCAGCAGAAGUGCAGAAAGUAAAGUCUUUCCUAACAAAAUGCUGGAGCAUUGACAUCAGCACAAAGGAGUAUGUGUACUUAAAGGGGAUCAUUUUAUUCACUCCAGAUGUGUCAGGCCUUGGUUCCCCACAAUACAUCCUGUGUCUACAACAGGAAGCGGAACUUGCUCUUACUGACUACAUCCACUCUCUCCACCCUCAGGACAAAACUCGCUUCAGCCAGAUACUCUUUGCACUGACUUCCUUAAAAACUAUUAACGCACAUAUUAUCACUGAACUAUUUUUCCGACCACUGAUUGGAAAUGUCCAAAUGAAUGCUUUGCUAAUGGAAAUGUUGUAUGCAAGCUAA